AUGUCGCUCAUCGAUUCCAUUUCUUCUCAUGGCUCCAUUUCUUCUCAGCCGUCGAAAUCGAACCCUACCAUACAGUUCUUUGUAAGAUUGUUUUCUGAAAUGGAAACAUUAGUUAUCCGAGCUGAUGUUAACGAUACAAUUGAGCACGUUCUUGAUUUGAUCCAAGCGAAAUCUGGAAUUCCAUUGAACGGGCAGCCGUUAAUCUAUAAGAGCAAGCAGCUUUACCCGGAGCAAACCCUAGGGCAAUGUUGUGUCGAAAAUGAUGCUGUUUUACAGCUGGUUGGAGUCAUGCCGAGUACUCGUCAUCGAAGCACGUUACCUGAUUCGAAGAACCUCACUGAUUAUUUCACGGAUUUGCUGCCGAGUGAUAAUGAUAUGGCUAUAGGGCAUCUGCAGGUAUUCUCGUAUUCUGGUGUACCAGCCGCGUUAGUUAUGUUAUAUAUGUCUCCUGAUCAUAUGAUGUUUGGUGAUGAGCUUUUACGAGAGUUGGUUUGGGUCAUUUCGUUUAUGCCUCCAUAUUCCUUCCAACAAUGUGUCCCUAUUUUGAUGGAGAUUUGCAAGCUGUUGCGUAGGAUGCCAUAUUAUGCUGACAAUGUUAUCUUUGACACGUGCCGAACUUGUCUUAGUUCUAUGGUGGAAUUUAUCGAAAUUGAGGCAGCAAUAUUGGAUGGAGGUGGAUGCAGUACUAAUUUUGUUACUUUAAAAGAUAUGCUCACAUUUGUUCAAGAGGCUGUUGAUAAAAUAAUUCUUACAAUGGAUGGUGGUAUACAACCGUAUACAGUAUGA
This is a messenger RNA of Daucus carota subsp. sativus, 786 nucleotides long. RefSeq names its product E3 ubiquitin-protein ligase UPL5-like. Lineage: Eukaryota; Viridiplantae; Streptophyta; Magnoliopsida; Apiales; Apiaceae. Gene Ontology annotation, molecular function: protein binding. Bases 1 to 786 code for a protein of 261 amino acids. The transcript has 2 exons. The record is from RefSeq and is a predicted model, not a curated record.